CGCACCGCGCAAGCCGGGGCAGGAUCCGGGACGUCGGGGCCGUCCCGGCCGGAGGGUCUCCGAGAGCCCCGAGGGCGUGCGAGGCGGGAGGCGCCAGGGCUGAGGGGCGGGUCUUCAAAGCCCCCUGAAGUGGGAGGGUCGGGACCGCCGCGGGGCCAAUCCGGGAGCGCGCGAGCGGGGGCCGGGCGGAGGGGGGUCCGGGACCGGGCGGGCCGGGGGCGGGGCGCAGCGUCCAGGCGGCGGCGGCGGUGGCGGCGGCUCCUUAGUGUCCGGCUCUGGCUCCCGCUGCGGCUCCGGCCAGCGAUGCCCCACUCCGUGACCCUGCGCGGCCCUUCGCCCUGGGGCUUCCGCCUGGUGGGAGGCCGGGACUUCAGCGCGCCCCUCACGAUCUCUCGGGUCCAUGCUGGCAGCAAGGCUGCACUAGCGGCCUUGUGCCCCGGAGACCUUAUCCAGGCCAUCAAUGGUGAGAGCACGGAGCUCAUGACUCACCUGGAGGCACAGAACCGCAUCAAGGGCUGCCACGACCACCUCACACUCUCCGUGAGCAGGCCUGAAGGCAGGAGCUGGCCCGGUACCCCAGAGGACAGCAAGGCUCAGGCUCACAGGAUCCACAUUGAGCCCGAGGCUCAGGAUGGCAGUCCAACCACCAGCAGGCGGUCCUCAGCCUCGGGGAUUGGCCCCGAAAAUGGCCGAUCUCCUUAUGGUCAGUCACCUCAUCUCCCGGCCCCUCACAAUGGCAGCAGCAGUGAAGCGGCCUUGCUGGCCCAGAUGAGCAGCCUGCAUGUGUCUCCACCCUACAGCACUGACCCAGCCAGAGGCCUCCCGAGAAGCCGAGACGGUGGCAUCGACUUGGGCUCCGAAGUGUACCGGAUGCUGCAGGAGCCCGCCGAGCCCCCGGCCGCUGCGGAGCCCAAGCAGUCAGGCUCCUUCCGCUACUUGCAGGGCAUGCUGGAGGCCAGCGAGGGCGGGGAGCGGCCCGGGCCUGGUGGUCCCCGGAACCUCAAAUCCACGGCCGGCAAACUGGGAGCCCCGCUGAGCGGCCUGCAGGGGCUGCCCGAGUGCACACGCUGCAGCCACGGCAUCGUGGGCACCAUCGUCAAGGCGCGGGACAAGCUGUACCACCCCGAGUGCUUCAUGUGCAGCGACUGCGGCCUGAACCUCAAGCAGCGCGGUUACUUCUUUCUGGACGAGCGGCUGUACUGCGAGAGCCACGCCAAGGCGCGCGUCAAGCCUCCGGAGGGCUAUGACGUGGUGGCGGUGUACCCCAAUGCCAAGGUGGAACUCGUCUGAGCUGCUCCUGGAACACCCCCUCCCUGCCUCUGCUUCUAAUGGCCUAAGCGGCUCGUGUAAAUAUCUGUUUGCCCCUGCCUAUCUAAUAAACUCCCUCUACCGGGGCUUGCCUGCAGCAGUGCCUCAGCCUGUCUCCCUCCAGCGCAGGCCCUGGCUUCCAAGGGUUCCCUCUGUUCAGAUUCCAAGCAUGUCCUGGGCACUGGGUGCAACGAUGAGCAAGACGGGCACUGCGCAGAGCAAGGAGGCCACAGCCUGGGUGGAUGGCGGAGUGAAUCACAAGGGGCAGUUCUAUUCAAAGAGGCAACGUCUGGGGUGCUAUAUGGCGAUGCCGCGCCAAAAGCUCUGACCUCGGUGGAGUCAGGGAAGGUGUCAGCUGAGAACUGAGAAAUAAGGAGGAAGAGCUGCACGGGGUGAGGAACUGUGUGUGCAAAGGUGUGGCAGGGGUGAACACAGACAAGAAAGGCCCUGUCUGGCCACCAGCACGAGCCCGGGCAGCCCCUAGCAGCUACAGGAGAGACUGCGCCUAGGGGUGUGUAUGAGUGGCAGAGGUUGGGACUCUGUGGGCAGUAUCUGUCUCCCUGCACUUUCCCAAACUCUCUCCUGGCGUUCCUCCCUUUCCCCUUUUUCUUUCCCCUUCCCCUCUCUCACCACCAGGGAGUGUGCCUAGUGCCGGGGCGGGGCGGAGUGGGGCUGGAUGUGGGUAAAGAGGAAGAUUUCAGAAAGAGCACUCAGCACGGCUUGGUAGCGUGCACGCCUGUACAGACUCACUCUUUAAAAGUAUUAACACUGCCAGAGCUGGUGAGCGGAGUGCGCACGCCCUAGGACACGCCGGGACUCCGGGUCACAUGCAACUCUCCUCCGGACUGGAAGUAGCCUUGUUUAUUUGGUGCUGGUUUAUUUAGUGAGUCCGAAUAAUACACACGCUUAUGCUAUUGUCAAUUUUGUACCAUCACAAACCACAAGACUGUCGUCAGUUCACAUUCUCACCAUCAGCACACAACGGUACUCAUUUCCGUGUGCUCUUGCAACACAGGACAUUUUUUCCCCACUUUUGCCAACCUAAGUAAAACGCGAUCUGUAGUUGCUUUAAAUUGCAUUUGUCUAAUUGCCCGAGAUGAACAUUCACUCAACACAUUGUGUUUGUUCUUGGGUGCUGAGCGAGCAGAGGGGAACAGAGUGGUCCUCUUCACGAGUUCUUGUGUGAAAUGCUCUAAACCCUUCACUCUCUUUUCUGGUGGUCAUUUAAACUUUAGAAAA
Molecule: messenger RNA, 2547 nt
Organism: Phyllostomus discolor (pale spear-nosed bat)
Lineage: Eukaryota; Metazoa; Chordata; Mammalia; Chiroptera; Phyllostomidae
Gene: PDLIM4
Product: PDZ and LIM domain 4
Exons: 7
Coding region: 304-1290 (328 amino acids)
Biological process (GO): actin cytoskeleton organization; muscle structure development; heart development
Cellular component (GO): stress fiber; filamentous actin; adherens junction
Molecular function (GO): muscle alpha-actinin binding; actin binding
Source: RefSeq, a predicted model, not a curated record